This is a messenger RNA of Neurospora tetraspora, 1392 nucleotides long. RefSeq lists its product as uncharacterized. Bases 98 to 1294 code for a protein of 398 amino acids. The transcript is spliced from 2 exons. The record is from RefSeq and is a predicted model, not a curated record. Lineage: Eukaryota; Fungi; Ascomycota; Sordariomycetes; Sordariales; Sordariaceae.
UCCAGAAUAAGCACAAGAAAGCACCCUCUGUUGAAUCUACAGCUACUGACACCAUGUGGCCUCAUUUCAGCAUGUUAUCAGGGAGGCACUCAAUCACAUGCCUUUACCUGACGAGAAGGCGAUACCUGAGCACUCCGUUUCACACUACGAAGUACGGGACUAUUCACACAUGUUUAACGACGGAACAACCAUCGCCAUUGACAAGAUUCCCGGCCUCGGCACCUUGAGUCUCUGGAACUACAUACGAGCCUUAGAGCACUCGAAGGACCGCGAGUCAACAAUCCCUGCCGCCGCCAACCCCCUUAGGUAUGAUAUUGGAAACUGGCUCGGGCAUUUUCACAAUUGGGGCUCGGAAGAACAGGUGGUUAAGAAAUUACAGGCCAUUGUGCGAGGCCCUGAUCUCAUCGACCAGCAUCACAAGUCUAUCUUUGAGGAGCUAAACAAGGCCAUUCAUCAGCUUCCGAAACGCGCUCAUAAAAGCGCUCAUAAAACUUUGGACCAAGUCCGCGGCUUGAUAAGGGCAAACUAUGCCAUUCCUGGGAAGAGACAAUCGUUUCAAAUUCUCAAUGGCAACUUUGACCUAUCCCGCCUCCAUAUCAUGUACUCCCCGCUUGAUAAGCGAGACGACCCAAGGCAGUUGCCAUCUGUUUACGUUUCCGAUUGGCGUGAUUGUCGUGAAGGACAUCCUGCGUUUGACCUCGGUCCGUUGAUGGCUGACUUGGUUGUACUCUACAAGCAGAACACCACGCUCGCGGGUGAUGUGGCCCGGGGAUUCAUUCAAGGAUAUUUUGCCAAAGUCAGGAACAACAGUCACCCGGGAAACAAGUUCAUAUUCCAUGUUUUGGUACACAUUGGAGUGUGCAUGAUCAUACGAUGCCGUGGUCUUUCUGAGAAAAAGAACGAUGACAUGGACAAAAAAGUCAAAGACAACGGCAAGGACAUCGGUAAAGGCAAACGCAAACGCAAGCGAAAGAACGGCAAUGGUAACGGCACCGACAAUGACAAUGGCGAUGCCAAACACACAACGACCGGUAACAAGGAUCGAGGAAUACUCAAAUACGGACUCCUGAUCAUGCAUCACGCGCUACGUGAAGACAGCCAGUGGUUUUUGGAUAAGCCUGUUCUAUGCCAUCUUUUUGAUUUAUCUUCUUCUAAACCAGGACACUCUGGGCCCGACAAGUGGGAGUUAGCCAGGAAAUCCGCAGAGAAGAGUGGUGAAUCAAGUAGUCAGGUGAGGGAAGAAGGCACUUACGAUCCUUGGGAUUGGCAUGAUUUGGGUACAUAUACACUCUAAGGUUAAGGGAGCAUAAGCGGUUCAUUGUAUAUGUAUACGUCUCUCAUAGCAUGCUUUCAGUUUUGAAAGAAAUAACCAAAUAGCGACCAUAGUUCUCU